AUGUCGAAGCUGUUGCAGAGGUUAGUUGAUUUAACACCCAAGUAUGCCACUCGUAAGUUCUUUUUAUUGCGAGUAUUGUUAGUUGCUUAUCGGUUUGGAAUGGAAAAAGGUCGGCCGGCCCUUGUGAAAAUUUGGAACUAUUCAAAGGUUGAAUUACGACCACCCAAGCUGAACGAACUCACCCCUGCUCUUGAAGAAGGACGUUCGAUUGUUAAUUUCCUCAAAUCUGGAGCAUGGAGGCAGAAGAGUGUAAAGGAAGCCGCUCUUGAUGGAGUCGUCGCUCUGGAAGUCCUUAUGUGGUUUUUUGUAGGGGAAAUUAUCGGUCGUAGGAGUUUGAUAGGAUACAAGCACGUGAAGGGUGCUUACAUUGUAGCACAUUAG
This is a messenger RNA of Mesocestoides corti, 381 nucleotides long. The record is from the annotation of a GenBank genome assembly. NCBI's taxonomy places the organism in Eukaryota, Metazoa, Platyhelminthes, Cestoda, Cyclophyllidea, Mesocestoididae.